Molecule: messenger RNA, 1545 nt
Organism: Ambispora gerdemannii
Lineage: Eukaryota; Fungi; Glomeromycota; Glomeromycetes; Archaeosporales; Ambisporaceae
Source: the annotation of a GenBank genome assembly
AUGAAUUCAACAGCAACAACACUCUUUGCUUCGUGUCGUCAAGACGGCAAUGGCAUGCACGUGAGGAACUACGUUUCAAAUUCAAAGCAUGCUUUUACUUCCUAUCGUCAAGACGACAAUAGAAAUCUCGUGGGGAACUCCAUUCAUGUUAUUAAUAACGCAGUUGAGACAGGUGAAACGACUGAUCAAAAAAUAUAUUAUUUCGAUUCCACACACAAUCACGUGAUAAGUUCUCCAUUUCACGCAGAGGCUUCUCGCGAUAUUAUAUUCUCUUCAUCAUCUCAUAGUCGUCACCGAUCUCACAGUCUAAAGAAAAAGUCAUCGACGCCAGCAGAAGCAUCUGACAACGCUAUAAAUGUCGAUGCUGACAAUGAAUCAGAUGCUACCUAUCACUCCGGAACAAACCAAUCUAUCGCGAGAUCUUGGGUCUCAAACACGGAUAAUGAUCAAGAAGACGAAGACGAGGAUGACACUAUGAAUUUGUCGAAAAAAGAUCAAAAAAUAUAUUAUAUAAAACAAGAAGGCAACAACGCGCGACUGUUGCAUUCGGCUGAUUGUGAUCAAGAAGACAAGACUCUUUUAGGAACCGCUAAAGAAGCAGUAACAAUAACAGCAGAAGAAUGCCAAGCAUACGUAAACGAAUCGUCUUCACUGCCGAAUCAGUCACUUCAUAAUAAUAACGAUUUGGAAGUUAAUAACGAUCUGAUGAGUCAUGCGGAUGAUUUUGAGGCUAAUUGCCAAACGAGUCAAUCUGAACAGUCCGAAUCACCAGAAGAAACAGACGAAUCAGGUCAGGAUUCGGAUGUGUCAUCUAAUACUCAGGAAUGGUCUAGUCGCCUCCGACCGAGAAAUCAGAAAUGUUUGAAAGAGAUCUCCAGUGCAAGUGAAGAAGAAGGAUUUUUCAAUAUCCCUCGUAAACGUAAAUAUAAUCAGAAAAUAAAAGAAUUUGAUUUCCCAUACAAUCCAAAAAAACCAUACCAAAAAAUAAAAAAGAUUCACGUAGUUGUCUCAUCAGCAUCAUCCUCGUUAUCGUCUUGUUUGUCGGAUCAGUCAUCGUCGUCAUCGAACGAUGAAGAAGGAGAUUCCAACAGCUCUGACCAAGCAAAACCACAAAAGAAAAAAAAGGAAGUACUACUACAUUGGGUUCAACCUUACCGACUACGAACAUGCACCCCGAUGACAUUUCCCGAGUUAAAAUUGAUUGAUGAAUUUCUAUACUAUUAUCGUAAUCACGUUCGAGGAUUAAAACGGAAUUGGAGCACGCUAGUAUGGGAAGAAAUUCAUGCGCUCGGAGACGGAGACGAACCAAUGAAAUUCUCGCGCCAUUUGUUUCAAGAUGUACUUCGUCGCGAACGGUUUCCUAAAAGUCCUAGCGCGAUUAAAGCUAUUAAAAAAUGGAUAAAGUUACAAAAGCAUUAUGCUGCCGCUGCUCAAAACGAGAGGCAAGGUAAUAGUGAGCAAGAACAACCUCGGCAGGAACAACAAUCAUCUGAUGAGGAGGAAAGUGAAAAAGGAACGGGAAGCGUAGCUAAAAGGCAGGCUUAG